AUGUCGACGAGCUUCCCGUCCUUUGUCAGACUACCAGGAGAGCUGCGGUCCAUGGUAUGGGCGUAUGCCCUACCAGAGCCGCGGGUUUUUGAAGUCCUCGAUACUCCGCACUCAAACUUCAAAACUCCAGCCUCGGCAGGGCUCACGUUUGCGAAUAGUUCGAAUGAGCCCCCGCCUGUGCUGGCCGCCGUAUGCAGAGAGUCGCGGGCAUACGUGCUGCACCGUUACAAGCGGCUGACGUUAUCUGGAACAACAAAGUACAUCGACUCUGUACGGGAUGUCGUCCUGCUUGAACCCUACCUCCUCAUCAGGCGGCUCCUAAGAGCCCUGCACUUUCUUUCACAAGUGGACUUUAUGAGAGAGAACAUGCGCCAAGUGGCCCUCGGGACGUCGUAUGGCUUUGCGACGGGAAUCUUUCACCCCAUGCUCAGCGGGAAGGUAUCGAGGAACAAUAUGACCAUGUUUGUCAAAAAGCUUCGCCGGUUCCCACGACUGAAAAAGGUCCUAUUUGUCGUCCACGAGGAGUUUCAGUGCACUCAUCCGAAUCCUCCCAUGGCCGAAUGGCCUUACGGACUGCAGCUCUUUCACCACAACUACUCGUUCAAGUUUGACAAUGAGCUGGGGAUCAGCAUCCACAACCCGUGGCACUUUCACCAGAAUGAGUUUCAGUACUACCCCCUCCAGACGGAGGAGGCUGAUGAGGACGACGACGAUCUGGACGAGAGCGGGACCGAUAGCGAGGAGGAGGCGGCAGAGUUGAACCGCAAACCUACCAACGAGGAUUGGAGACGAUUCAAGAGGCGGUUCCUAAAGGCCGCGCACUCGACGCUGACGAAACGAUUACGAGACAAGCCACCAAUAGUCGAGACUCUGCAGCUGCAAGUCGAAGGCGCAAGCUUGCUGUGGAAGUACCGAUCUUUUUAG
Messenger RNA from Fusarium keratoplasticum, 924 nucleotides. Its product is annotated as 2EXR domain-containing protein. Lineage: Eukaryota; Fungi; Ascomycota; Sordariomycetes; Hypocreales; Nectriaceae. The record is from RefSeq and is a predicted model, not a curated record. The transcript has a single exon. Bases 1 to 924 code for a protein of 307 amino acids.